Cavia porcellus (domestic guinea pig) is the source of this 10420-nucleotide messenger RNA. It is a transcript of the gene Ttbk2, whose product is annotated as tau tubulin kinase 2. Gene Ontology annotation, molecular function: ATP binding; protein serine/threonine kinase activity. Gene Ontology annotation, biological process: cilium assembly; peptidyl-serine phosphorylation; signal transduction. Gene Ontology annotation, cellular component: cytoplasm; ciliary basal body; nucleus. NCBI's taxonomy places the organism in Eukaryota, Metazoa, Chordata, Mammalia, Rodentia, Caviidae. Bases 236 to 4003 code for a protein of 1255 amino acids. The transcript is spliced from 16 exons. The record is from RefSeq and is a predicted model, not a curated record.
CACCUCGCUCGGGCCCGCCGCAGUGGGCGGGGGAUGGGCGGGCGGCGGCCGCUCCUGCCGAGGGUGGCCGGCCGCCCGCGCCGGUUCUGAGCCGGACCCCAGCCCUCCGCCCGAGAGCCCGCGUCGGCCCUAGCCCAGGUGUGCACAUUCCUUUAUAGUAGCUGCUUUAAAGUUUUUGUCUAAUACGUCCUGAAUCUGUCAUCUUGGUGCCUGCAUCUUUUGGUUAUCCUUUCAUAUGUUAAAUGGAAACCACCUUUGGGAGCUGGAUGCCUAUGUAGCUGUUCUUCCGCAUCAGUGUUUUGCAAUGAGUGGAGGAGGAGAGCAGCCAGACAUCCUCAGCGUUGGAAUCCUGGUCAAAGAAAGAUGGAAAGUGUUGAGAAAGAUUGGGGGUGGGGGCUUUGGAGAAAUUUACGAUGCCUUGGACAUGCUCACCAGGGAAAAUGUCGCAUUGAAGGUGGAAUCAGCUCAACAACCAAAGCAAGUUCUGAAAAUGGAGGUUGCCGUUUUGAAAAAAUUACAAGGGAAAGACCAUGUUUGUAGAUUUAUUGGCUGUGGGAGGAAUGAUCGAUUCAACUAUGUGGUCAUGCAGUUGCAGGGUCGGAAUCUGGCAGAUCUGCGCCGUAGCCAGGCCCGGGGCACAUUCACCGUUAGCACUACUCUGCGGCUAGGGAGGCAGAUUCUGGAGUCCAUCGAAAGCAUCCAUUCUGUGGGUUUCCUGCACCGAGACAUCAAACCGUCGAACUUCGCCAUGGGUCGCUUUCCUAGUACAUGUAGAAAAUGUUACAUGCUUGAUUUUGGCUUGGCUCGGCAAUUUACCAAUUCCUGUGGUGACGUCAGACCACCUCGAGCUGUGGCAGGCUUUCGAGGGACGGUUCGCUAUGCAUCAGUUAAUGCCCACAGAAACAGAGAAAUGGGAAGACAUGAUGACCUUUGGUCUCUAUUCUACAUGUUGGUGGAAUUUGUGGUUGGUCAGCUACCUUGGAGGAAAAUAAAGGACAAGGAGCAAGUAGGCUCCAUUAAGGAGAGAUAUGACCACAGGCUCAUGUUGAAGCAUCUCCCUCCAGAAUUCAGCAUCUUUCUGGACCAUAUCUCCUCUCUGGAUUAUUUUACAAAACCGGACUACCAGCUGCUUACAUCCGUUUUUGACAAAAGCAUCAAGACUUUUGGAGUAAUUGAAAGUGACCCUUUUGACUGGGAGAAGACUGGAACAGAUGGCUCUCUAACAACCACCACCACCUCCACCACCCCUCAGCUGCACACCCGUCUGACCCCUGCUGCCAUUGGAAUUGCCAAUGCCACUCCUAUCCCUGGAGACUUGCUUCGAGAAAAUACAGAUGAGGUGUUCCCAGAUGAGCAACUUAGCGAUGGAGAGAAUGGCAUGCCAGUGGGUAUGUCACCAGACAGACUGCCUGGGUCUCCGGGGCACCCUCGUCCCCAGGAGAAGGAUGUCUGGGAAGAGAUGGAUGUCAAUAAGAACAAGAUAAAGCUUGGAAUAUGUAAGGCUGCUACUGAAGAAGAGAACAGCCAUGGCCAAGCCAACGGUAUUCUCAAUGCUCCAAGCCUCGGCUCCCCCAUCCGCGUCCGCUCAGAGACCACCCAGCCAGACAGGGAUGCUCCACUGCUGCGCAAGUUACGCUCUAUCCACAGCUUUGAGCUGGAGAAACGGCUGACCUUGGAGCCGAAGCCAGAUACUGAAAAGUUUCUUGAGACCUGCCUGGAGAAAAUGCACAAAGAUAGCAGUGCAGGAAAGGGAGCUGUGAUGCCUGCGUUGCUGCAGAAGCCUUGUCCUUCUGCUGCGUCCCGCACCGACCACGUCUGGCACUAUGAUGAAGAGUAUCUUCCCGAUGCCUCCAAGCACGCCUCUGCCCACACCCCUGAGCAGGCAGAUGGUGGGGGCAGCAAUGGAUUUGUGGCCGUUAACUUGAGCUCUUGCAAGCAAGAAGUUGACUCCAAAGAAUGGGUGAUUGUGGACAAGGAGCAAGACCUUCAGGAUUUUAGGACAAAUGAGGCUUUAGGUCAUAAAACAACUGGAAGCCCUUCUGAUGAGGAGCCAGAAGUGCUGCAGGUUCUUGAGGAAUCCCCUCAAGAUGAAAAGCUCCAGUUAGGUCCUUGGGCAGGAAGCGGUCAUCUGAAGAAGGAACCAUCAGAUGUGGUCUUAGCGCUGUCUGUGGAAUGCCCUGCCACAGCUCCUGCAGAACAGGACCCAGACAGACUGGAGCUCCAGGCUGGAGUUGCUAGUCAGUUUAUUGCUGCGACACCCACAAGUCCAAUGGAGGCGCAAGCAGAGGGCCCCCUGACAGCGAUUACAAUUCCUAGACCUUCUGUGGCAUCAACACAGUCAACCUCAGGAAGCUUUCACUAUGGUCAGCAUCUGGAAAAGAAAGAUCUUCAGCCCUUGGAGCCCACUGUGGAACUUUUCUCUCCGAGAGAAAACUUCUCUGGCUUGGCUGUGACAGAAGGGGAAGGGCUUCAGGUAGAUCAUGUUGGCCAAGACACAUUGCCCCAUGUUCAAGAGAGUGACAGAUCUCAGGACCUGGGACCAAAAGACCUUCCUGAUGAUACUGGACUAGUUGGGAGGGAAUUUGAAAAUUUCCCUGUAGAAACUGAGGAGAAAAUCAUUCCAGGGGCAGAUAAUGAGGAUGAGAAGUUAAGUAGAGAACAGUAUUGUGUUGAGCUCUCACUUCAAGGAGAUCUGGGGACUGAGGAAAAGGAUCAUUCUGCUACUACUGAGCCCCUCGAUGGGACCAAAACACAGACUUUCAGUGUGGUGCCAAAUCAAGACAGAAAUCAUGAGAUCGUGAGGUUUCUGGCAGCUGGAACUUCGGAACUUUCUCCAACAGUCAUUGACCCACCUGUUGAAGGACAGCACGGCCAGGUAGCAGCAGUACAGAAAAGCAGGCUGCCUAAGGGCGAUGACAUCCAGAUGGAGGCCCUGCCAGAGCAUCAUGAGGGUCUCUCUGCUUUACUGUGCCAAGAGGAUAAGAGAGAGAAAAGUGCCCCGAGAAACGGAGAACUGAUUGAUUGCAUUGCAGAGAGCGAGUGUGCUCCCCCUGCCCGGAAGGACGUGGUCAGGUCGUCUCUUGUAACCAGACACAGUCGAAUCCCUGUUCUAGCACAAGAGAUAGAGUCAGCUUUCGAGGCCUCUUCACCUGUUUCUGCAAAAGAGAAGCUGCUGCAGAAGAAAGCCCACCAGCCAGACCUGGUGAGACUGCUGGUGGGAAAAAGGCAGCUCAGGUCUUUGCUUGGCGACCUCUCCAGUGCCUCUAAUAAGCUGCUGGAGGACAAGCUGGCUUCUGUCCCUGUGCCCUUCUCUGAGGAGGAUGUCUUGGUGCCCUUUUCUAAACUGGCCGUAGAUGCUCCCCUGAGCAGGUCAGCGGAAGAUAACUUUCUGUCACCCAUCAGCUCGCAGUCCAGGAAGAGCAAGAUUCCAAGGCCCGUUUCGUGGGUGAGCACAGAUCAAGUCAGCAGCUCGCUGUCAUCACAGUUCUUGCCUCGGCCACCGCCCGGGAAGCCGCCUGCGAGGCCUGGAGUGGAAGCCAGGUUGCGCAGAUACAGAGUCCUAGGAAGCAGUAACUCUGACUCAGACCUUUUCUCCCGCCUGGCUCAGAUUCUUCAAAAUGGGUCUCAGAAGCCCCGGAGCACUACUCCAUGCAAGAGCCCAGGACCUCCACACAACCCCAAAACACCACCCAAGAGUCCAGUUGUACCUCGAAGGAGCCCCAGCGCCUCUCCUCGGAGCUCACCCUUGCCUCGCACAUCCAGUUCCUCCCCAUCCAGGGCAGGGCGGCCCCACCACGAGCAGAGGAGUUCAUCCCCCCAUCUGGGGAGAAGCAAGUCCCCUCCCAGCCACUCAGGGUCCUCCUCCUCCAGGAGGUCCUGCCAACAGGAGCACUGCAAACCCAGCAGGGGCAGCCCCAAAGGCUCUGGCAGCCUCCACCACCACCCAGCCAGCUCGAAAGCGCCCCUGGGGAAGAGCAAGCCAGCCAGUAAGCUCAGCAGAUAGGAGCCGGGCACCAGCUCUUCCUCCUGACCCGACGCAUGUGUGUCCCUGUACUGUCUGUUUAAAAAAAAUCAAUGUUGCUCUUCCCUUGCAAAAGAAAGAAAUAUGAUCAGUUAUUUAUAAGCAGCUAUAAUGUAUGAUAAAGAAUUACCUAAGGCAGGUAGCAAGCAAAUAGGAAUCAGCACCUUGUCAUAGGGUGUUGCCGAGGAUUUGGCAAUCCUGCCAUAUUCAGGAGAGAGAAAUUCAUAAGUAAGCUGUCAUUUUUUAGCUGCCUUUGAAACAAAAGAGGGUAGGUGACAGAAUGAGAUUUUUAAGGGGUUCAUCUGAUUUUUUUAAGCCUCUACUUAAAAUUAUAUACCAAGUGUUUGAUAUUUUCAUUUUCCUAAUCUUGGUGUCAUUGCUCAGAUAUCAGAGUAUAAAAAGCUGGGCAUGAUGGUGCACAUGUGUAAUCUCACACUCCGGAGGCUGAGGCAGCAAGUUGGAGGCCAGCCUGGACUACUAAGACCAGCCUGAACUGCAUAGCAAGACCCUGUCUCAAAAAAAAUUAAAUAAGUAAAGAUAAAACAGAGUAUGUAAGUCUCCUGUGAGGGAACCAGUACUCAUGUAAUUGAUUCAGGGAGUUGUUUACUGUAUUGAAAAUCCACACUUUUAUUGCCUCACUCCAAAUACCCUCCUUGGAUUUUAUGUGGCUUUUGUUUUGGUUUGGUUUUUUGGUUUUGGUUUUUGGUCUUUUUAGUUAAGAAUUAGUGUUUCUUUCUAUCCCAGUCUCUCUUAUUUUUGCAGUACAUCCUGAUAGAUAUUUAGCAGCACAGGCUAAGAAUGCAGUUACCCUUCUUUUAGUCCCUUGGUAUUUUUCUUUGGAGCAACAGUUCUUAACCCAGUACAUUUUUAUUGUGAAAAAUAACUGAAAAACUUAGGUAAAGGACAGAAGAGUCUGACUAGAGCUAUGUUGCAGGCAUUAUUGUCUGGAGGGGACAGUGAGGGCCACAGCUUUCGAGAACAGAAGGACAUGCUUGCACCGUGUUCCACCUGGGCAAGGGGCAGCCGUGUGCGUGUCUCCAGGGUCCCAGCUCUUUCUGUUAACAACUCCAAGAUGACACUAGGGAAGCACACUGCUUGGGAAUAUGACUCUGCUUUUAGAGAAUUAGAAAAACAGGAAGACAUUAAGUAUGGUACAGAGGCCAAUACACUUUGUGUUUUAGACAAGUAAGGAAUGAGUAUCUGGGGAAAUAAAUUUUAAUUUUUUAAUAAAACAUUAACUGUGCUUUAGUUCAGUAGUCGGGCUUCUUGGCCUGAUUUCUAUGUAAUCCCAUGGAAGCUGUAAGGGAAUCAUAUUUGUUCUAACCUCACUCUUGCGCUAACAAGAAUCAGGCAGAAUGAAAGCAUACAGGGUUUGUAAAUGGGCUCUCAUGUACUCCAUCAGUGUUCACGUUGUGAUGAAGAACUUGUUAAGGUUAGGUAAAUGGGUCCGCCUGCUGUUGAAAUUUGCCUUCUAGCAAACAUCUGUGCUUUCUCUUUGACCUUGUGUUUGCUGCCAAAUGUAAUACAGUUGAAUUGGAAAAGAGAGAUAUUUCCUCACUAAGUGAACGUAUUUUAAUGCUGCAUCAAGCUGCCCUGAAGCUGCACUGAACUUACCUUGUUCUCUUUGUGUGUUGAGCUUUUUAACGAACUCAGAACACUAUAUUGAGGCAUAUAAGGCCUCCCAUAAGAAAUACAGCCUAGUUGGAACCUGUUUUCUCUCUAGUCUGAAGCACUACAGAGGAAUGUACUAGAUAAGACAUUUUUGCUGUUUAUCUAAAGCAACUGUAAUUUUGGAAGACCAGUCCUUCUGUAUUAUGUUGUAUAAUAGUUGCCAUAACACUACUUGCAUGUCUUCAUGGUAAAUUAUAUAAAUAUUUAUAAAUAUAUAGAGAUAUGCUUAUAUAAACGCACUCUUUCUCAUUCCCCACUGGUAACCAAGAUCCCAUGCCGGGAAGUUCCUUUUCUAUUGUUUGCCUCAUGUAUACUUGGGCUUUGCCCAUCUUUAUUUUCUGAAAAUACGUUCUUGGUCUGUGAGACCUGAGACUCUUCUUGCUCCUCCCUUUGACAAGCCAAUAUAGAAUAUUUAAUUUUCACUAUAAAGAAAUUUUAAUGGGGGAAAUUAUUGGGACAUGCUUGUAAUAUUAAAAGAUUUGUCCAUGUUAAUCACAUAGUUCUGUUCUUAGAAUAGAUAGAUGGAGAUUAUAACCAUGGAUCUGAUGGAUAAUUGUUUGAAAAACAUUUCCUAAAAGUUGCCACCCUGCGUUGCUCUUUUCUACUUUGUUUGGGGAAGGGGGUGGAGUUGGGGGUUAACCAAGCCUGUUUGGUUAUUUGUUUCCUCUCCCCUCUUCCCUGGCACUCUUACACACACACACACACACUCUCUCUCUCUCUCUCUCUCUCUCUCUCUCUCUCUCUCUCUCUCUCCUUCACUGUUGUUGCAUUAACUAAAUUGUGAUAAAAGUAGCCAGCUUAAACACUAACCCCUCUAGUCAGAAAUGUCUAAUAGUAACCACUGGAAAACUGAAGUCACGUGUUAUUUGCUUCCUGACUGGUGUUUCUCUGCUGGUAAUCACAGUUGAUGGUGAUGGCAACUGACAUUUUCUUUUCUGGUUCCUUCUAUUUUUCUCUCAACCUUUCCACUGUGUUGUUUCCAUUUUAAGGUAACAUUAACAAACUCAUCAAGAUCCAGAGAUAAAAGCUUCAUUGUGUAAAAUAAUUUAUUUUGCAUGUAGAGGAAGAGUUAACCAAAGAUAUUUUUGCUCUGACACUUUCAAAACUAAUUAUAGCUUAUGUGUCAGUAGGUCCAUUCAUAAGUACCACCCUUAUCUAGAGAAAUUUACUUUAUGGUUUUAGAUGUCUCAGGUUAAAAACAGAAGUUGGUAGCUUUCAGCUAGCACUUUUGACAAGGACUUUAUUUUUAUUUUAUUUCAAAGUACUAUACCAAGAACAAAAUUUUGUUUUUGUUUUUAGCUCUUUAUUAUUUAUUUUUGGGUUUUUAGUGAUGGUAUAGUAUAAUUUUAAGCCUGUUUGUUUAUUUUAUUUCAGCUGAGAAACAUGGCCACUAAAUCAAAUCAAAUCAAACUAUACUAAAAGCAGUAUGGGACAGAAGGUAAAAUUAGUUUUUGAAAACUCCUGGUAUCUCCUAUAACAACAGCAGGAUGAGUUACCAAGUCCACUUACCCUUGCCUUCUCUUUAUAGUCUCAGAGACUACUUGGGAAGGACAGAAAAUAGGAGUAGCAGCAGCUCAAACCAUGUGGUGGCACACCCUGUGAUCCCAGCACGGGAGGCUGAGCUAGGAGGAUUGCUGUGAGUUCAAGACCAACCUGGGCUACGUAGUGAGUCCAAGGCCAGCCUGAACUGCAUAGAAAGACCCUGUCUCAAAAACAACAAAAAGAAGCAGCAGCUCCAUUCCUUUCUCCUGGACUAGACUGACAGUCCUCCAGGGUCUUUGAAUUAAAUUCCAAACUCCACCUAGUAACCUUAUAUGAUUUAAAGGCAUUUGACUCUAGUGAGUGAUUCACAGAGAAGAAAAAUGGAUCAUAUCAAAUUUAACAUAAAGAUACAGAUUGCAAAUCAUCUCUGAUUCGCGCCCCCACCCCAGGCAGGGGGCACUCUCAUUGUCAGCGCUGGUAUGCAAGCUGAGCUCUGAUAGUGGCACAGAUAUUUGCUGGUUUUUAAGUUGCAUAUUUCAAAAUGAAGGCUUUUUGUAAAGUUGUCUAGUGAGGCAGGUCUGGAGCAGCAGAAUGGUAAUUGAGACCCAUUGUGGUCCUGAUCAACUUCCUGUGGUUGCUUCAUCAGGGUGCAGAGCUGCCGCUUGCCAUGUGCAGUGUCCACAGGGCAGCUUAGCAUGGUCCUGUGGCUGUGGAACCUGAUUUUCUUGGGCCUGCAGCAGAGAUGCCUGGUAGGCCAUAGAUUCUGUGCUGAUGUUUUGAUAGUUGCACCCUCUCUGCAAAGAAAGAGUGUACAUUGGUGUGAGUGUUCUAACUUCAGACACUGUUAGAACUGUAAUUAGUUUUUCUGUACCCGGUAGCUUUGUAUUAAAAAUGGAUACUUUUUUCCAUAAGCAGACAAUUUUGUGUUCCUAAUCUAACAUUAGGAAAUGGUGAGAGGAGAAACAAGAUCCAGAAUUCAGAAUUUUGUAGCUUAGAGAGAAAAAAUGCAUCUUGCCCUGGCUGUUAGAAAAUACAUUUAUCUGUAGAUAAUGUAGAGUUGGCCUUGGAGAUCAAAGUGCUUCAUAAUUUUAAAAACUUCAUUGCUUUUUCUCUAUUAAAACAUGGGCUUAGAGAAUUUCUUCUGUCAUGUUCAUGUACUGUGGAAUUGAGUUGUUUGCAUUCAGUCUCUCAAGCUCUCCUUUUCCUGGUUCCGUGCCUUUUAUCUCCAGUGUGUCUGCGCUUUGCUUAUGAGGAGAAAAGGUUUAGUAACUGUGUCACUGAAGAGACAAGAAAGGUUGACACCAACUGCACUGUUGAACUUCUUGAGUCAGUUCUAUAGACAAUAUGAUUACUUUGUAUGUAUGAUUUAAUAAAAAAAGUAGUAUAGGGUUCAGGCAUGUAACUACUGCAGCAGCUCUCUGUUAGUAUACGCCAAGCUCAGCCACUGUGGGCUCCUAUUGAGACCUAACUUAGAGCUUGGGGUGAGAGGCAGUUCCAGCCCUCAGCUAUAUGGGAGGUAGUGCCUGGAAAGCCCCAGGACAUUGUUGGAAUGGCUCACGUCCUGUCCUCUCCAAGUAAGACUCUACUGUGUAGCGCGAAGAUGUGUACUAGAGUAGAAACUACAGUAUUAGAUCUUCUCCAUAAUUUGGUUAUUCCUCUGGAAUUAGGGAAUUUAACCCAGAAAGACUUGAGGGUUUUUGGAAUCCGUUGCUCGACAUUGCUAGUGAAAACCACAGGAGGCGUGUUCCCAGGGAACCCCAGGACGCGGGACAAGGGUCCUCGUUCACUUAGGGAGAUCUGGAUGGUAUAUGUGUUGAUCCCAGAGAAGUCCCCAGGUGGACAUGGCUCAUCAAGACAUUUUGUAACUCAGUUUUUCUACCUUUAAAAUGUGUAAGCUUGUUAUUUAGUUACUGCCUUUGAGUAAAGUUGAUCAGCAACUUAAAGUAUGUAACAAGAUCAUCAGGAUCACCUUGAGAUUCCAUAUAAUGGCGGGAUGCUGAAUGGCAAAGUUGUAACUUUUACUCAGUAAUGAACUGAGUGUUUUCUUACAGUCAGCUGAAUCCUGGGUCUUACAGACAAAGGGACCUGUGCAGCCUGACAGGUCACCGCCACCUCUUUGGUUGGAAGUGAUAUUGGCCAUGUCUUCCCGACACCCUGGGCCAAAGGCCCUGAGUCAAGAGUAAGGUGUGCACAGUAGAUCUUUUAAGCCGUGAACUACAGAAUUUGCUGAUAAUUUUAUAUGAAUGAAAGGUAGGGGAUUAACCUUUUAGUACUUCAAUACCCCUUCACAUUUUGUGGCCAAGUAUUCACUCAUCUAUUUAAAGCCAUCAAGUCAAUCUGUUUUUACAUGGACUACCCUUGCCACAUGAUGCUUUUUUCCUUGUGUGCAGUCCAAACCCCUACAAACUGUCUGCAGCACCUUGCCUUACCUGCUCUGUGGUGGUCUUCACUGGUCUGCAAGGGUAAACAAAGCCACCAGAGUGGGACUGUGAUUUAUUUUAAGAAGCCACCAGGGAGGGGUAAGUUUGGGGACUUUUCUCCAGAAACCUUGUUUUUAAACUGUGCAUCACAUAGGGAAAUUAGUUCUGUAAGAUAAAACACUGUCAGAAAUUCAAAGAAAAAGAUAUAAAGGAAAUAUAACCCUGGGCUUCUGGGGUUUUGACAUUGGACUGUUUUAAGAGCACAGCAGAUGAGCCAGGCAGGGGCCUCUCACUCCUUAUCACCCAGUUCCCAAUCCCUGCCCUCUGCUCAAGUCUUUUACUUACAAGCUCCUAGCCUUUAAGAAAAGAGUGGAAGGUUCUAGUUUUCAAUGCAAUAUAAAUCUUGAAAGUUAUAGACUCUUGGCAGCUGUGAGAUCAGGUUCAUCCACAAACCAGAAUUCUCUCCUGCACAAGACCAGUGAGUUGGAAUAGAUACCGUUAAUAACCCAUUUUUCUGUCCUCUCUCCUCUUCGUGAGACCAGAAAGAUGAGAAGCUGCUCCCUGAAAUACCUCAAAGGUAUUGCGUUGUGUCCCUCCCUGCCCUGCAGCUCCCUUCCAAGUUUUGCUCAGGCAACCAAGGACAUGGAGUACGGCAGAAACACGGAGUGCUUUUGCAUAGGCCAUCUGUACAUAAAAGUGUAUUUAUUUAAUUUCCCAUUUGUAUCAUAUUAAAGCUUUGUACAGUGUUUUAAGUUCUGUUUUAAAAUUAUUUUGUAUUUUAUUUUUAUAUUCUAGUAAUAAAAUAUUCAUUCCGCAUGCAACUCUA